AAGCGAGUUACAGUAAGGGGACAUGCAACCUGUGCAAACGACGAGCAUUUGUUGAUAACUUUCGAGCUUCCCAAAUAGUUACUGUAUUUGCAUUCAAGCUCUGUGUGAAUCACACAGUGUUCGUGUUUAUAGUUGAAGAAAAUAAUGCUUUAAUUAAACCUAUUCCAGUCUAUUUCUGGGGCAAAUGUUGAAUCCUUUCUUUCCAUAUUUAAAUUGUAUACACGAAACGGAGAAGUUCUGGAGCUAUUCAUCUGCGCUGGGAAAGAUGCAGUCUACAGGGACCAAAAGGACUGUAAAAACUUCAACUUUGGGGGAUUUAACAUCUCAUCAGAAGACCAGUGCAGAGAUUAUUAGUGAGGCCCGAUCCUCACUGAGAAUAUUAAAGACUCAAAGACCAUUUACUCCUAAAGAUGAUCAAAGAAAACUUUUUGACUCUACUUCCUCUCGCACACAUAAUGAUAGGCCUCCAUCUUCUUUCAGUCUUCAUGCUCGCAGUUUUGAAGGAGGUGAUUCAAGACCCUUGUCAGGAGCACGCCUCAGCCCACUAGAGCAUAAACCAAAAGUUCCUACUUCCUUGUCUAAAGAUGAACAUCCUUCUCUUCCAAAACCCCCACUGGACCCAAUAGAGAUUAAAAAAGUAAACAAUACUCGUGCACGAUUAUUUAAAGUAGCUUCCCAAGGAAAUCUUCUUCCUGACAAGGUGAAUCAUCCUGAAGAAAUUAUAAAGAAGUUCAAUUCAGUUGGAUCCUGCAGUGUUAACAGCUUGUCAUAUGAUGCUGAUAAAUCUGCCUCAUCACAGUUGAACACAAAUAUGCUAGCAACUUGGAAUUCAAAAUGUGAGGGAGAAGAGAUGUUGUUUGUAAGGAGUAUGGAGCAUACUAACUCACUUUCAACGCAGAAUAGUCUUAAGAGUGAAGAGACUAAACAAGACGUUAGACUUUCUAACAGUCCUGAAAGCACAGAAAACAUCAAUCAACAAAACAGAUCAGGUUCAAGUAAUGGAUCAAGAUCCCAUGAAGGAGAAAGUGAAAAAGAAAUUCUAUACUGGAAUAUGAAGAUCCAGCCUAUUCUUGAUGAACUUAAGCUCCUAAAGAGUGGCAACAAUGUGGAACACCUCUGUAAAGCAUGUUACAGACUCUAUCACACUCUACAUAAGGGAAACAUGCUGGGGAAAAUGUGUAAAAGGAGAACUGUUCUUUUGAAGACAUUAUAUAAACUUGUGGAUGUUGGCUCAGAUCAACUUUCCAUUCAGCUGGCAAAACUUAUAUUAGCGCUGAAAGUAAGUGGAAGAAAUCUUCUUAACGUCUGUAAAUUGAUGUUCAAAGUUAGUAGGAGUGAGAAUAAUGAUGGUCUCUUUCAAAAUGAUGAAAUCUUGGAUUGUUUAUUGGAGGUCUUCAGAUUUGCAGAUCCACUCAGCAACAUUGAUGCAUUUUUGUAUUUUAUGGGAACCAUUAAAUUCCUUACUGGGAAUGUGAUUUUACUCAAGGAUCUGCUCAACAAAGGUCUAGUUGAAUCUUUGGUACAGUUGAUGAAGGAGGUAAAUGAUGCUAACAGAACAAGUGACACAUAUUUUUGUGGUUCAGGACACCUGCUGGUCCAGGUCACUGCUACUUUACGUAACUUGGCAAAUCUGCCUCAAUCGCGCUGUAGGUUCCUAAGCACCGGAGCACUAUUGGAACUGUGUGAGAUAAUGGAACAGCAUUUGAAUGACAUAGACAUUUGUCUGAAUGUAGCCAGAAUAUUCAGCAAACUCUCAACCUACAAUGACUGCUGCCUUGUGUUGUCAGAGUGCUUCAGCUGUUACCAAUUAUUUUUGACUAUCCUCCACCAACACCAAAGAAAGCAGGAUUUAGUAGUCCGUGUUGUCUUUAUUUUGGGAAAUAUGACUGCAAAGAACAAUAAAGCAAGAGAGGAGUUGUACAGACUGGAGUACAGCGUGGAAACGUUACUGACUUUGUUCCAAAUGUAUCAUGAAUUAACUGUUCAAAUAAAACUUACUUCACCAAAGAUGCAGAGCAAAAAUGGAAUAAUUGAAUCUAAAAACCAGAAACUUUUGGAGGUGGAAGACGUCCUAAUAAAGUUGAUAAGAGUGAUUGCUAAUCUAUCCAUAAACAACAAGGUUGGCUCUGCAUUAUCUAGAAACCAAACCUGCAUGGAACUACUAAUUAAAGUAUUAGAAUCGAACGAGGUUGAUGAAUGCGAAGAGCUGAUGAUGAAUGCUGCAGCAACAAUUAACAAUCUGUCUUACUAUCAAGUGAAGAAUUCUGCUGUCAGGGCCAGACAGCUGCACUUAGCUGAAUUGAUGAUGAAGCUUCUGUUGGGUAAAAGUAUGGAUGCAAUUUUGGAAGGUGCCCGGGUGUUUGGAAAUCUCUCUCGGUCUAAGGAGAUUCGUGACUUCAUUGUAGAGAAAAAUGUGGAUCAAUUUAUGAUCACGCUACUGGAUGCGAAGCACCAAGAUGUCUGUUUUGCUGCUUGUGGAGUACUUGUAAACCUUACAAUUGAUGCAAGCAAACGUCCCAUUUUAAAGCAGGAUGGAGGGAUUAAAAAGUUAAUUGACUGCUUAAGAGACUUUGGGCCUAAUGACUGGCAAUUGGCGAGUCUGGUUUGCAAAACAUUUUGGAACUAUAGUGAGAAAAUUGUCAAUGCUGCGGUGUGCUUUGGAGAAGAGGAGACUGGAGAACUAUUGCAGCUCCUUUCCACAUAUCUAGAUGAAGAAAUUGCCUUGGAUGUAAACAUGAGUGUUUCAGAUGAACAACUUAUAGAACAUCACAAAGUUUGCUGGGAAUCUGAGUUUGUUCCUGUGGCCCAGCAGCUACUACACAGGAUUCAGCGUCAUCACAAUCCUUUAGAAGCUUUACCGUACUCUCCUCUACAAAAUUGAUCCUCUUCCACUGAUCUCUUCCAAAUAUAUGUUCUGGUGAAAAACAAUGCUUAUUUUAUUUGUCACACCUUCAUUGCUGAAUUUUGACAUCAUCAGCCAUCAUAUCCGUGUCAGAUCUAAAUAGAAGUGCUUCAUUUGCACUUUGCUUGGUAGUUUAUUUUACUCAUGGACAACAAAAAUCACAAAAUCUUGAAAAUCUAUCCUCUAAAAUGAGUAUUGUUUAAUUAAUGCAAUAUUUCAUAAUUAACAAACUGGUUUCUAGAGGCUGGCAUUUGACCUUUGCAUUCUGGUUUACCUUAUGUUAAUGUACAGUGUAAGAUAAGGUACAGGUCAGAAAACUAUAUUUUUGUACAUUAUAAAUAAUUCUCACUUUGAGCUCAAACAGAAUCUUUUGUGGUACUCUAAUAUGGUUAACAACUUUGACUUUGUUUAUUUACUCUGCAGAUGACAGAAUAAAAGUUGAAUAUUUAUGUCCUUACAAAGACUUCUUAGAGCUGUAAAUACAGUAAGUAAUCAAAGAUAUAGAAUCAAAGGAUUUUGCACAACACUUUGCAUUGUAUUACAAUAGUAGAGGGAUUUAAAUUCUGUUAAUUAAACAAAUUAGAAUAUGUACAUCAGCUAUGUUGGCCAUUAAACUAUGCAAUUGUCCUGAAAACCCAUUUUAUUUACCAUUAUCAACAUGGUGGCGUACUUGGUUCCUAAUGAUUGGAAAGUAGCAAAUAUAGUCCUGCUAUGUAAGAAAAGAAGAGAGGAAAUGGAACUUUUAAUCAGUUAGCUUGACUUCACUAGUAGAAAUAAAUUCUAUUAUUAAGGUAAAGGUAGUAGAGUACUGUGAAGAUAGUAAUAGAUUUGGCAGUCAACAGGGUAUUUUGAAAAGGGACUCACAUUUAAGUAAUAUGUUGAGUUUUUAUAGGUCGUAACUAACAGAAUGGAAAUGGGGAAUACUUUAUUUAGACCUUUAGACCUUCCAGAAGUUCUUCAAUUUGAGGCCACACACUGAGGUACUAAACAAAAUUAGAACAUGUGGAAUUGUACUGGAGAAUAGUUAAUAGACAUAAAACAGAGAGUAAGAAUAAAUGAGUCAUUUUUGGGUCGGGAACCUAUGACGUUGAGAUUGGCACCAGGGCUUAGUCGUUCAGAUUCAAGAGCAAAGAUUUGGAUGAGGGGUCAUAUGUGAUAUAUUCAAGUUUGCUUAUGAUACGAAGCUGGGUAGCACUUCAGAUUGUGAGGAUGCAGGGAGGCUUUGUAAGAAUAUGGACAGUCUCAGGUGGCAUGGUAGUGUAAUGGUUAGCACAGCACUUUAUAGUACAGGUGAUCUCAGUUCAAUUCCUGCUGCUGCCUGUAAGGAGUUUGUACAUUCUCCCCAUGACUGCGUGGGUUUCCUCCGGGUGCUCCGGUUCCCUCCCACCCUCCAAAGACAUAUGAGUUUGUAGGUUAAUUGGUCAUUGUAAAUUGUCCUGUGAUUAGAGCAGGAUUAAAUCAGAAGAUUGCUGGCAGCGUGACUCAAAAGCUGAAAGGGCGUAUUCCACGCUGUAUCUCAAUGAAUCAAUCAAUAACUAGCCAAUGACAUGGCGGACCCAAUGUAGAAUUGUACUGUAUAGAAACAUGCCCUUGGCCCACCAAAUCCAUACCAACCAUCUAACACCCAUUUACACUGAUCCUUAAUCAUUCUAUUCUCCCCAAAUUCGCAUCAGUUGAUCCUGGAUUCCGCCACUCAGCUACACACCAGGGACAAUUGCCAAUGGCCAAUAAACUCACCAGAUGGGUGGCACUUUGGAUUGUGAGGAUGCAGGGAUGCUUCUCCUUCCUGCUGUUGAAAUAUUGGAGAGAGCUGGAUGACUCAAGAAUUACCUGGAGAAAGUGAACUCCACACAGACACUGAGUCACUGAGGCUCUGAGGUAGGUAGAUCUAGCUGUACCACUGUGCCAAAUAAUAUAACGGAAAAUGUGAGUGAGCCUUUGCCCACUUUGAUAGAAACACUAGAAAAAUGAAGUAUUGUUUUAUUUUUGAGAUUGAAGUGUGAAAGAGUUGGAUAACCAGAUAAAAUAUGUUAGUAAGGCAAUUUUCCCAGCUUUCCAUUUCUGUCGUACCUUCUUCAACAAUGAACCAUGGCUUCUCUACUGUUGAUUUAAUCGAUUUCCCAUACCUCUGCUCUCAUCCUCUCUCUUACUGGACAGAAGAAGCAUAAAGCAAAACAGAAAUUCUGUGUAGUUUUUAAAUGGAGAAACUAGGAAUUAUUGAUGUCCAAAUUCACUUGCUUGGCAUACAUGUGUCACUGAAACCCAGUAGGCAGUCAGAAAGGCAAAUAGAAUGUUGACAUUUAUUGCUAGAGGAUUUGAAUACAAGAAUAAAAUGUUUUAUUAC
Hypanus sabinus (Atlantic stingray) is the source of this 5246-nucleotide messenger RNA. RefSeq names its product armadillo repeat containing 2 (gene armc2). Gene Ontology annotation, molecular function: protein binding. The record is from RefSeq and is a predicted model, not a curated record. The transcript is spliced from 18 exons. Gene Ontology annotation, biological process: sperm axoneme assembly; cilium organization. The coding region runs from base 185 to 2881 and encodes 898 amino acids. NCBI's taxonomy places the organism in Eukaryota, Metazoa, Chordata, Chondrichthyes, Myliobatiformes, Dasyatidae.